CAGCAGUUACCGACGGUUCAGGCCCGGCUGCAACAAGCCAACACGGCAACGACAACUAGGAUCUGGCAACAAGCCGCUUCGCCACCGUCCUUACAAGAAUGGCGAUGGAGACCACCCUGACCUCGAAGCCUGACAUCCUGGUCAUCCCAUGGCCGGCCACCAGUCACAUGAUCCCCAUCGUCGACAUCGGGUGCCUCCUCGCCGCGCACGGCGCGGCGGUCACCAUCAUCACCACGCCCGCCAGCGCGCAGCUCGUCCGGAGCCGCGUGGACCGCACCGCCCAAGGCUCCACGGGCGUCACGGUCACCGUGAUCCCCUUUCCGGCGGCCGAGGCCGGCCUGCCGGAUGGCUGCGAGAGGCUGGACCACGUCCCCUCACCUGGCCUGGUGCCGAACUUCUUUGAUGCCACCUCGCAGUUCGGCGUGGCCGUGGCGCAGCACAGCCGCGCCAUGGCGCCGUGCCGGCCGACUUGCAUCGUCGCCGGGAUGUGCAACACGUGGGCGCUGGGCAUCGCGCGAGAGCUCGGCGCGCCUUGCUUUAUCUUCCACGGUUUCGGCGCGUUUGCUCUGCUGUGCUGCGAGUACUUGAACACGCACAAGCCGCACGAGGCGGUCGCGUCGCUGGACGAGCUCUUCGACGUCCCUGUUCUGCCGCCUUUCGAGUGCAAGUUCGCGAGGAGGCAGCUGCCACUGCAGUUCCUGCCUUCCUGCUCCAUUGGGGAGGACAGUCUUCGAGAGCUCCGGGAGUUCGAGAUGGCCGUGGACGGCAUCGUCGUGAACAGCUUCGAAGAGCUGGAGCACGGCUCAGCAGCGCAUCUCGCGGCUGCCACGGGCAAAACGGUGCUCGCCGUCGGCCCCAUCUCGCUGUCCGGCGCACCUGGCCUGCUCGACUCGCGGGCCGACUCGGAUGACGCGAGACGGUGCAUGGCGUGGCUGGACGCCAAGAAAGCCAUGUCCGUGCUCUACGUCAGCUUCGGCAGCGCCGGGCGCAUGCUUCCAGCGCAACUGAUGCAGCUCGGCCUGGCGCUUGUGUCAUGCUCCUGGCCUGUCCUCUGGGUCAUCAAGGGAGCUGACUCGCUUCCAAAUGACACCGCGAGGUGGCUGCGGGAGAACACCGACGCGGACGGCCUCCCGGAGAGCCAGUGCCUCGUAGUUCGCGGGUGGGCGCCGCAGGUUGCCAUCCUAGAGCACUCGGCCGUCGGCGGCUUCGUGACGCACUGCGGGUGGGGCUCGACGCUGGAGAGCGUCGCCGCGGGCGUCCCCAUGGUCGCCUGGCCAUUCACCGCCGAGCAGUUCCUUAAUGAGAAACUGAUCGUGGACGUGCUCGGAAUCGGUGUGUCCGUCGGCGUGACGAAGCCCACCGAGGGCGUGUUGACCGGUGCCAGAGGCGGCGGCGGCGAGCCGAAGCCAGAUGUGGGAAUGGAACAGGUAAAGAAGGCCCUAAACAAGCUGAUGGAUGGAGCCGAAGCAGAGGAGAGGAGGAGAAAAACGCAGGAGCUGAAGGCCAAAGCAAAGGCUGCUUUGGAGCAUGGUGGAUCGUCAUACAUGAAUCUGAAGAAGUUGAUCCAGUUUGCCGUUUGAAAAUAUGGAUUAGUUUCAGCUUGUGAAUCAGUUGAUGUCUGCAUAAUAAGUUCACAGUGUUUGCUUGUCGAUGUUCUAGAGAUUGGUUUCUUGCUUGAACUCUGCGUAUGUGCCAUUCCUGCUGGACGGGGAGAAUAAAAUAGAUGAAACUAGAACUAGUCAUGUUGCAAUUUCAAUCUGUUAUAAAGUUCAGUUGAUUGCAAUUUCUGCUUAUAGUAUAGGAUCACAUCUAUUUUCUGCAAUAGUGAUUUUGUGCUUCUCUGGCAACAAACAUAUUGGCGGCGGAGCUACGCGAUGGCACCACCGGCGGAAGCAUCGCGUCGGCGGGAGCUGUUGUCACCGGUGCGUCCUGCAGAGGGCGACCCGCCACAGGCCGAACAACUCGACUUACCGAACGCUUGGCCUCCGCCCUAUCAUCCACACUGCAGCCAGAUGCCGAGCGCUUGGCCUAGGCCCGAUGCGCGAGCCGUCUUCGCGAUUUGGGCGUGCCAUCCCUUUCUUCACCAAGUCCGGUCGUCACCUCCGCCACCGCACCGUCGCAGCACCACCCGAGCCUCUGCCUCCCAAAACACAGCGGAGCCCAGCUGCCCGCCGCCGCCGCCCAUGGCGGUGCAGAUGGGAGUAGAGGCGGCUGGACGCCCUGCCGCCGCCGUUGAUGGCGCGCGCAGAUGGGAGAGGGGCGGAACCCUGCUGCUGGCCGCCGUGCGCAGAGGAAAAGGGCGGAGCUCGAUUGCUGCCGGCCGCCGCCCUGUUGCUGGACGCUGUACUGUCGCUCGCCUCCUUCCGAUGAUGAGGAAGACCGCUGCCCCUUGCUGCCGACCAAGCCGGUGAGCUUGCGCUCCGGCCAAGUUCCCCUGCCGCUGCUGUGCUCGUUGUGUCGCGGCUGUUCAAGCCUGCGCCAGUGAGCCACUGUUCCGCUGCGCUAAUCGAGGUAUGUUGCCGUGCCGCAGUCCCCUGAGCCUGCGCCGGUUCGUACUGCCAUGUCGAUCUAUUUCUUCCUGCGCCGUGGGUGCAUGGUCAGUUGGCCGUGCCGGCGUUGAGCUGUGUUAUGCGUGUCUCCGGCCGUCGUGCCGUCGAGCUAUGCGCCGCCGUAGUGCCAUGGCUUGUCCACUGGCGAGGCGUGCUGGUCGCUGUCGUGCGCGUGUGUAUCUCCGCGCCGGCGGGUGUUAUUCUUCUUGUGGCAACGACACGCCGAAAUCCACGGCGGCUAUGCCAUGAUCCGAUAGCCAGGGUGGCAAUGGAUGGCGCGAGCUUGGUGAGGAUUCACCGCCCGAACAGCGCACAUGAGGUACUCGACGUAAUGCCCCACAGAAAUGUCUGAUUUUAUAACAUAGAAAAAAGUACCAUCGUAGGCUCCACGGCCAAAAAGCAAAACAACAAAGAGCCCGUUGCAUCAAGAUUUGUGAUGAGAAUACUGCCUCACAUGAGAAGCUUCGAAGAUAGUUUGAUCAGUUACUGCACUGUGUUUCCUCGAUAGGAGUUAGCAGAGAUUAAGUAAACAAAAACCUGUUAUUCUGAACUGCAUUUGGGAGAUCAGCAUAGUUGCUACCAUGGUGGUCUAAAAGUGCUUAGCCGAAGCUCUUGAUAUGCUGCCUCCUGUUAUGCCAGAAGAUGGGCAUACAACAAGGGUUACUACAGGGACUGACUUAACCCCUUCCGAGAAAGAUUCCUCUGCGGUACAACCUAUAUGGGAUGAUGAAAACACUAAGGCUUUCUAUGAAUCUUUACCUGAUCUCAGGUUCUAGAGGAGAUUAGAGUUGGACUUGAGCUAAACGACUAUGCAAUGCAACAACAACGGCUUGCCCAUAUGCGAUUCCUCGGGGAGCUAUGUAACUAUGAGCAUAUUGAUUCAUCAGUUAUAUAUGAGACACUAUACCUUAUUAUUAUAUUUGGUCAUGGAACACCUAAAGUAAGUUAAUACUCGAGCAAAAUUGGAGACAACUUAUCAUAGAUACUGCUCUUGCAAUAAUUUGGAUUUUGGUUUAUGAAAUGUGGAAGUGUCAGCUUUUUUGCUUCGCUUUUCCUGAUUUAAUAUUUUAAAAAACUGCAUGCAUUUGUUAAUAAGAUAUAGUUUUUUUAAAUUAAAACCAACCUUUGGCUUUGCCGUUCUGAAACUUGCAUGAUAAACGUUCAGAACUGUAAAUCACAAAUCUUUUUGCAUAUUUCGGACCUGGAAUUCUGGAUAAGUAUUUUGCAUAACGCUGCUGAACUUUAUUCUCACCCAUCAUCUCUAAUGCUAUAUGGGUGCUUAAUUUUCUAUAUUUUAAACUAAUAUAUAUGUUGCCACUUAUUAUUUAUUUCCAAAAAAUAUCCUAUGUUUGUAUCCUGUGCAGCAAGAUCUGCUGGAUCCCCCAGGAGAUUUUUUCCGCAUCAGGCUGAUCAUUACACUUCUCCAGACUUGCGGCCACUAUUUUGGUAAACUCCUCUAAAAGGAAGCUUGACAGAUUUUUGCUGUUUUUUCAAAGAUAUGCUCUCAGCAAAGGGCCGUUACCACUUGACGUAGAGUUUGAUGUCCAGGAUAUGUUUGCUGAGCUACGGCCCAACAUGACUAGGCAUUCAUCUAUAGAAGAAUUAAAUGAUGCACUAGUUGACUAGCUUGAAGAAAAUGAGUGUGUGGCCUUGGCUGAUAAAGAUGGAAAUGAAAGGCACUCAGACAGCAAAUCAAAGUUGAGACAAUCUGAAAAUGCUGCUUUUGAUGCCAAUGGCAAGAGGUCACCAAAUAGACCCGAGAAAAAUGGUAGGGGCCAUGACGAAAUAGUAGUCACCGAGAGCUCUUCAGAUAGCAGAAGCAGAUAUCGGGAUGGACAUGAAGACGUGGAAGAUUUUCUGUAUGAAGAGAGAUCAGAUGACAGAUCGGAUAAUGAAGAUCACAGUGAGGACAUUGACGUGCCUGUUGGUUCCGAUGAAGAAGAAAGUGUUGAGGUUCGACAUAAGGUGGUGCAAGUUGAUCCUAAGGAGCAAGAAGACUUUGAUCGAGAGCUGAAAGCCCUCCUUCAGGAAAGCUUGGAGCCGCACAAGUUAAAGCUGCAGGCCAGGCCCACUAUGAACAUGAAGAUACCAAUGAAUACCUUUGAGGGGUAAAAGGACUUGAUGUCCACUCAAGCGGUGGAUGAAGAAAAUGUGUAUGAUGAGAUUGGCAAAUCUGGGGGUGUUAGCAGGAUGUGUGUCAAGGUGCCUGUGAAGAAAGGGCAUAAGCUGCAGAUGAAGCAAAUGCUCAUUCCUAGGGAUUGCUCACUUGUGCAGAGCACAAAGCAGCAGGAGGCUGCUGAGCUCGAGAAGCGGAACAUCAAGCAGAAAAUUCUUGAAUACAAUGAGAGGGAGGAAUGAUUGAAUGGAGAGUUGUUGCAAACUGGGAACUGGGGUCAAGGAGGAAGCAUCUUAAGCAGUAGUAUAACUCUUGCUGGGCGUGAUAUCUGGGAAGGCCCAAACAGAGGUGGAGGUGUUACUACGUUGCCGGUGGGUGCUACCGUGGUUAUGGAAGAAGGUGAGCUGAUGGCACUAAAUUCAUAUUUUACAUCCACCUUGUUACCCCAGGAAAGAUCUGCCUAACUAUAGAUGUGAAACUGCUUGAUAGAAUCUCUCCCGACUAACCUAAUAUGGUCUUUAGUCUUUGGUAUUUAGUAUUUACUCGAUAACGUGGCGUAGAAACUUGGAAAUGACUAGUGAUCUAGGAGUUGUACUCUUCAGGGCCGCAGAGAUAUGUUAAGUCGGUCUUUAUCUUCAGAACGGGAUUAGGAGGUUAUGCUUGUACAUCAGAUGUUUCCACUGCUUCAGACAAAGGUAGUGUACAUCCAGGAGCUCAACUGAAACCUGGCAAUGGGGACCUUCAUUGACACCCACCAGGACCUGGUUAGCUUAGAAGUUCUUUCUCUCUGUGUUUUCCUGAUUCCUCCUCGUGUACAGAAUCCUCUGAAAUUGGUCGAUCCCAGAGUUGGUUAUGAACGCAAGACCUGAACUUGAGAAUCCUAGUACAUUUUAAUUUCA
This is a messenger RNA of Phragmites australis (common reed), 5564 nucleotides long. RefSeq names its product UDP-glycosyltransferase 73D1-like. NCBI's taxonomy places the organism in Eukaryota, Viridiplantae, Streptophyta, Magnoliopsida, Poales, Poaceae. The transcript has 7 exons. The record is from RefSeq and is a predicted model, not a curated record. Bases 99 to 1580 code for a protein of 493 amino acids. Gene Ontology annotation, molecular function: UDP-glycosyltransferase activity.